Aplosporella prunicola CBS 121167 is the source of this 1011-nucleotide messenger RNA. RefSeq lists its product as uncharacterized. The transcript has 2 exons. The record is from RefSeq and is a predicted model, not a curated record. Bases 1 to 1011 code for a protein of 336 amino acids. NCBI's taxonomy places the organism in Eukaryota, Fungi, Ascomycota, Dothideomycetes, Botryosphaeriales, Aplosporellaceae. Gene Ontology annotation, biological process: mRNA processing. Gene Ontology annotation, cellular component: THO complex part of transcription export complex.
AUGGCGUCGCAGGAAUAUGGCCUGCUCGACCAGGCCGACGAAGACCUGACCCACAAGGCCCGUCUGCUGCCCAUCGAGCAACGACCCUUCCAACGCGUCGCCAAGCGCAUGGUGGCCGCCGACUCGCCCAUCUACAACCCACCAACCGCGCUGCCAUCGCCACCCCCGGAGGGCCAUGGCGCAGACGACGUCGACGGCGCCGCGCGCCAGGCCGAAGAGCGCAACGCAUGGCGGCAAGACAUGCUGCUGGACCUGGCCAGCCUGCAGGACAGCACCGUGCGGAUCCAGCUGCUGCGCGACAGCAACGAGGCGGAGCGGGCGCGGUACGCAGCGGAAAAGGCCAAGAUCAGCGCGACGGCGGCCGCCAUCCGCGAGGGCAACGCGGCGCUGCGGGCCGAGCUGGAGGGUGCGCGCGCGACGCUGGCCCGCCGCAAGCGCUACGACGAGCUGGCCGAGCGCAUCACCAGCAACCGCAUGCUGAAGCCGCGCGAGGAGCAGGCCGCCCAGCUCGCCAAGCUCGACGCCGAGAUCGCCGAGCUCGAGCGCGAGCGCACCGUCUACAAGCAGACGUGGGCCGAGCGCCGCGACCAGUUCGGCCGCAUUGUCGACGAGGGCCGCCAGAUGCUGCGCCUGAUUCGGGAUGAGAAGGAGGAGGCGGAGCGGAAGGAGGGCAUGGAGGAGGGCGAGGCCGACGAGGACGAGGGCCCGGAGGGUGCGAGCAGCGGAAAGGGCGAUGCCAGUGCCGUGGGCACGCCUAGACCCGAUGCUGCUGCUGGCCAGACGCCCAACCCUUCCUUCUCCGGUGGCCACCAGCUCGCGGCCCAGCGCGGCCUGCUCUCGGCGCCUAGCCCCGCGCCCAGCUUCGGCGGCGCAGGCACUCCCGCCCGGGGAGAGGAGAGCCAGGGCGACGAUGCCGACAUGGCCGAGGCGGGCGAGGUCGCCAACGAUACCGACAUCGAGGAGGGCGAGGCGGAGGAAAAUACCCCGGACGAGAAGAUGGACGAGUCAUGA